Aphanomyces invadans is the source of this 1873-nucleotide messenger RNA. RefSeq lists its product as hypothetical. The record is from RefSeq and is a predicted model, not a curated record. Bases 18 to 1817 code for a protein of 599 amino acids. The transcript has a single exon. Lineage: Eukaryota; Oomycota; Saprolegniomycetes; Saprolegniales; Verrucalvaceae.
UUCGCAAGUGUACCAACAUGCUGCGCGGCGUGUGGCGGUGCGGCCGGCGGCCGUUCUCGGUUGUGCAGACGCCGUGGCGGGUCGAUUCCUGCGCAAUGACCACGGCAUCCACACCGCUCCAGUCGAAGAAGCCAUUGUACACGCUUGAGAAGCAGAAACAGCUACUCGAGGUGGUCCGAGCCUUUCAUGAGGAGGCUGGACAGCCACCGACAAUCUCGAUCAAGCAGCGCUUCCGAAUCCCGUUCAGUGAUAAGUACCCAGUUGAGAUGCGCGGCAUUCUAUUUCCAGUGACCCAACUGCGCAAAGAGAAGCGAGAAGGUCGGUUGGACACGCAGGUCGUGGCCGAACUGGAUGCAAUCGGGUUCGUGUGGGACCCCAAGCAGCACAAGUGGAAGCAGAACCAGCUAGCGUUGUCCACGUACAAGAAAAUCUACGGCAACUUGCUGGUCCAACAAACCUAUAAGGUUCCAACGGACGACCCGCUCUGGCCGCGGGAGCUGUGGGCCAUGAAACUCAACGAUGUUGUCUCUAACCUCCGCCAGACCAAGGCAACGCUCUCUCCGGACAAGAAGCGAUGGCUGGACGACUUGGGGUUUGUCUGGGACGCCCCAGCGUGUCACUGGAAUGCAAACUUGUCCGCAUUGAAGAUGUACAAGGACAUCCAUGGUCACGUGUCCGUGCCGACGCAGUUUGUCGUUCCGCACGACGACCCUCGAUGGCCCAAAGGAAUGUGGGGCUUGCAACUCGGGUCAGUGGUAUCAUGGUUACGCACAUCGGUCAACUCAAUGCCUCAAGAGAAACGCGAUGCUCUAAACGCGAUGGGGUUUGUGUGGAGACUGCAACAGUAUGGUGUGAGUGCAAGCUCGCCCCCGUUGUUCACGGUGCAAAAACAGCGUCAAAUCUUGGAAAUCGUCGAAUGUCAGCGCACCCAACAGCCCCACACAAAGUUUGUGACCCUCCCCGGCCAGUUCAAAGUCCCCAGUGACGCUCCGUGGCCGAGCCACUUGCACAAGUGCGUUGUGGACAUUUCGGGGUUUCGAAGGGCCUACGACGCGGGUCGCUUACAGCCAUCCAUUGUGCAAGCGCUGGACGCGAUGAACUUUGUGUGGAACGACCAAAAGCACCGGUGGAAUUUGAACGUCGAAGCGCUCGCGAUUUACAAAGCAACCCAUCACGAUUUGCUCAUGAACGCAGACUUUAUCGUUCCUCACGACGAUCCAAAGUGGCCAAUCUACUUGUGGGGCAAAAAUCUCGGCAUGGUCGUGUGCACUCUUCGAUGUUCAAAGUCCAAGCUCUCGCAAGAUCAACGCAAUGAACUGGACGCGAUGGGUUUUGUCUGGGAUGCCUUGGAAGACCAUUGGCAAGCCAAUUUCGUCGGGCUCGAAACGUACAAGAGGCUUCAUGGCGACCUGAAUGUUCCUGCAGACUUUGUCGUUCCAGACAACGACCCACUGUGGCCCCGUCAACUCUGGAACACCCGAUUUGGCAGCUUUGUCCACACCCUCCGUCAUCGCAACGCCGAACUAUCCAACGAACGGCGUGACGCGUUGGAAACGUUGGGGUUUGUUUGGAGUGCACGGGACUUGCGAUGGAAGCGAAACAUGCUCGCGCUCAAAACGUUUAAAAACCUUUACGGCCACCUCCGCAUACGCAAUACUUUUGUCGUGCCCGACCAAGACCCGAACUGGCCCCCCGAGUUGUGGAAGAUGAAGUUAGGCUACAGAGUACAUAGUCUUCGGGUCUGUAGUCGCCAGGACGGCUAUCCUGCCAGCCGACUUGACCAACUGGCACAGGUUGGCUUGAUAAAAAAGCAAUAAUUAGCACGCGGUUUGCGCGAGCCUCCGCUUCUCCACCGUCCGGGGAACUGCGUCGG